UUAUCUGUCCUGUAUUAUCCUGUGUAGAGCAGACCCAGAGCAGCCCCAGUGUAGCUAAAACGAACAAGCCCUAUAUUGAUAUUGGGUGUAAAUAACCUUCGUAGAUUUACGCAGCAGUGCGCAACAGUGAGACUCGUGUUUUUCGCACAUGCAAAGCGGUUGGUGAAGUACAAACGGUCAAAACUCGAACAAUUGCUGUUACAUCGUGUCGAUGAUAUCACGUUUAACUGAGCAAGAUGAACGAAACUUUGCUGCCUCCUUCACCGAACUGGUAUAUAAACAGUAUUUUUGCUUGCUCGAGACGCAGAACUCUGGCAUGGGGUGCCAAGAAUUUUAUCGUUAUUGCCAAGCAGAAAGAGGAUAAUGAUACUCUGCAGUAUUCUAUCAUUAAAGAUCCUACUGCUGUUUACGACAAAAUCACCGCAGUGGCUUUCUGUCCCCAACCUCAUAAUUCAGAUGAUGCAACUGAUCCAGAGUUAUUACUUUCUGCGAAUGACGAUGAUAAAAUUAGGAUUUGGAAUGUGGACACAUUAGAAUUAAUCAUGGAAUUCUCAUUUAAGAAUGGGAGCAAGUCAAUAGUAGGAGUUGACUGGUCAACCAACAAUGUGGCAUAUGCAGUAACUUCCCAGGGCUUUUUAAUGUGUUGUAACAUACAAUAUGAAUCAUCCAAGAUAGUGCCUCUGGGAAAACUAACGGCUACAUGUUUGGCAUGUUGUCCUCAUGAAGAAAAUCUUGUAGCGAUAGGUGCCAAAAGUGGAUUAAUUUAUGUUGUUAACAAGGAAACAAUAUUGUAUAGAUUGAGAGGACACAAUGAGGAAGUAGUUAGUUUAUCCUGGUGUCCUUCUGCCAUGAAUGUAAUAAGUGCAAAUGACAAGAGGGAUCUACUUUUAGCUUCCGGUGGAAAAGACAAAUCCGUGUUUAUUUGGAGAGCUGGUAGAGACGGCAGGUACGAGAUGGUGAUACAUUUACCAAACGCGCCAAACACAAAUUCCUUUCAGCAACAUAAAAGCAAGCUCGGUGUUAAGGGCGGAGUUUGGACUGCAGUGUGUUGGGCAGAGCCCAAGACACUUCUGACUAGCUCAGUCUGGGGGGAACUCCUUUCUUGGGACCUCUCGACGAACGUGAACACAACUGUUAACUCGAACAAAAUCAAGCCUUUGCACACGUUGAUCCAUGCAUAUCACAGUAGGGGAUUGUUUUGCAUAGCCACCGAACCUAGAAACGAUAUGUUGUCUGAUAAUUGGAGAGCAACUUCUGAACUCACGGUCUGGACUUUGGCGCAAGAUCGCUGGAUUAUAUGUUGCAAGCAGAACAGCGAUCCUGAGAAACCGCCGAUUCUAAAGUACAAGAUUCCCACACAAGCGGGAUUUGUCUAUUGCAUGGCAUCCUGUCCCAUCGAAACUUCGCGCAUUGCGUUCGGCGUGGGAGACGAAAUGCUGCGUUUGUGGAACUUGUCUGAAUCUCAUACAACAACUUUCGACGUUAUCGCACAUUGGCAGAAAAUAAAGGGCAAAAUAAGGACGAUAUCGUGGUUCCCUGAUGACGAAUCCACAGUGGCGUUCGGCACUUCAGAGGGUCGUGUUGGCAUAUUUGAAGCAAUCGGUACUUUGAGCAAGCCACCCAUAUUAUUCAGGCAGUAUCAUAGAAACAUCGUUUACAAGAUCGAAUGGGUUCAACUCGAGUCAGAAUAUUAUUUGUUUUCCUGUUCGGAACGGGAACUGGUAGCGUUUAAGAAAUCCGAGCCGGACGCUGAACCUAUGUCUAUAAUAAAGAAUGGGUGCACCGAGUUUUCUUGGAAAUCCAAUGUGUGCUUAGCGAUCGCACUGGAAAAUGGAUCGAUAGUGUUCUACAAUCAGAAACUGAAGAAACGCGGCAGCACGAUACAUAUCGUAAGAAAUACAGUGAAUUGCUUAGUGUGGCACCCCGAUAGUACAACGACGGAUAAAUGGAUGUCGCCUAAUGCAAACUAUUUGGCCGUUGCCUCCGAUUCGGAAAACAUAGUAAUUUAUGAUCUGUCAGAGCUGAUACAAAUUUUGAAGGCAACGGACACCGAGGACACUGCGCAGAGCGAUCAUGACAGUGAAGAAGAUCGCAAGACGUUUAAGUUGGUAGCGUCGCUAAAAGGACAUUCCGAUAGAGUGGUUUGUUUAGCUUGGUGUCCGCAUGUCAGCGGGCUUUUAGUGUCCGGCAGCUACGACGGUACCGCGCAAGUGUGGAAUGUUGAAAAGCAGGAAUUGUUAAGCACGUUCUCUGGUCACGAUGGAACCGUUCUGUCCUGCAUGUGGAGUCCCCUCAAACCUCAAUUUAUAAUAACCGGCUCCUCGGACUUCACGAUACGCAUAUGGGAUUACGGCGCGACAGCACAGUCGCCACGAUCUGCUGUGAAGAAGAAGUACAAGCCAUUAAAGAAAAUUCAAAGUAAAACGGACGAUUCGAACGUGCAGAAUGGUUUGAACAGUCUGAUGAGUUCCAUUUCUCUUACCGAACGCACAAAGUCUGAGGUGUCGCUAUAUAAGAAAAAAGAGAAAAGAUGUUAUUUCAAUAGAUACAAUAAAGCAGUAACUAAAUCUAAGCUUCUGGAUUUCGUCAAGACCGACAUAAGAAAGAAUGAAAAUCAAGAAAAUUGCACUCUCGCGGACUUAUCGCUGUUUUGUGAAAAGAAAGAAGAUUUCAUGACACUCAUCGCUGCAGAGCAGUCAGCGCAAGAAGAUUUAGACGCCAUUACUGAAAUGGCUGUGUGGUGUAACGGAAACGAAUCUGGAUACAUGUCUCUGGAAGACAAUCUGCGACGUGCAGCCAAGAAUCAGAAACUGAAUGACUUUUUGGUGUCACUCGCGCCGAACGUUUCCACGAGAAUGUGGAGGGAAAUGUGCGAAGCGUACGCGCACCAGUUAAUAACGCAAAAGAAUGUGGAGAAGGCGGUGUCAUAUUUGCUUUGCAUACACAAAAUUUACGAAGCUAUCGAGGUAUUUCUGAAUGUCAAGAUGUUCAAGGAAUCUUACGCGCUCGCGAGAUGUAGAUUGGAUGCUGAGGAUCUGAUUAUGAAAAAAAUAUUAUUGAGUUGGGCCGAAUGGACUAUUGGAGUCGGUCAGCUAGAACAGGCAGCUCACUGUUACAUAAAACUGGGACAGUUGGACAAGGCGACGGAGGUCCUCGCUCGUCGUAAAGAUGUGUGCUGCUUGGAACUGGCUUCUGAAUUAGCGUUUCUAAACGGCGAUGAAGGAUAUGGCGUAUCAUUAAUUACGGAAGCAGUGAAACGUGCUCUCGUCAAAUCAGACUGGUCGAAAGCGCGCGCCCUCAUCACGGACGUUCGACAGCUUCAGUAUCUAAACGUGUACGUAGAUGUUCACGAGGCGAUUAUGCACUCGUAUGGGAAACGGUCCGCGUUGGAUUUAUUGCAGACAUGGCUCCAAGGACAGGAAAACGAUAGGGUGUUGCAAAGUCUUGAAAGAGAAUACAAUGCCUCUUAUUACGAAGCCUUGUGCAAGGACGCAAUUAUUAAUAUGACUUCGAAAAAAGAGACAAUCAAUAUAGUGCACUUCAGCACCAGUUAUGAACUAGCUAAAGCGGUUGCGUGCAACUCAAAAGAGACCCGAUUGAAACAUAUAACAAUGGCAUUAAGCAUCGUGUUUGAGGACGAAAAGAUAUUGGCGGAAAAAGGAGCGAAACACGGACUAAGGGCAGACGAAAGAUUCUUCACUUAUAUUCUCACAAUAUUGGACAAGAAACCAACGGAAGAGUCAGAUGACAACAUUUACGCAAAGAGUGAUUAUUUCGUGUCGCAAAGUAUACGUGCGUAUUUAUGCGUUGGCAUUCUGGACUGGAUGCUGGAUUAUUCGGAUCAACUAUCAGUUAAGGAAGAGACACAGUUAACGCAGCUGGUAUUGAAUUUGCUGACCGAUGCCAUAAGUGACAUAACUGUGUUUUAUGAGAAUAAGUUUAAUGAAACCGAUCAAUUGGUUCAAAAACUUACGGAUUUCACGUGUUCACCGAAUUACAAUGAAGAAGAAUAUAAUGUGCAGAUCGGAGAAAUAGAAAAAUUAAAAACUAUUGAAAGAAGUUUUAAGAAGGAACGGGUUUGCAUGCCGAAUCCUAGUAUUGUUUUCUCCAAGGCUUGCUCAGUUAUCGACCUACUACGUAAUGAAAUGAACCAAUUUCAACUUUUAGAUUUUUUACAUGAGUUGGUCGAAACAGAAAAGAUAAAGCCAUUGGAAUUAGAAAACAAUUUAUUAGUAAAAUUAAAGUAUCUGUCUAAUGUUAUAAAAGAAGGUACAUUAGAAGAAUAAGUUUUAAGAACUAUUAAGAAAAAAUAACAGCGCGAUUACUAAUAAUUUUAUAAAAGAAAAAUAGAUUUAGUUAUUUUUAUAUAAU
Messenger RNA from Linepithema humile (Argentine ant), 4371 nucleotides. It is a transcript of the gene rig, whose product is annotated as gem-associated protein 5. Gene Ontology annotation, molecular function: mRNA 3'-UTR binding; protein binding. The record is from RefSeq and is a predicted model, not a curated record. Gene Ontology annotation, cellular component: SMN complex; nucleus. Gene Ontology annotation, biological process: spliceosomal snRNP assembly. Lineage: Eukaryota; Metazoa; Arthropoda; Insecta; Hymenoptera; Formicidae.